CACUGCUUCUGCCGCUGACCACUCCGUUCAUCGUACAAUCCGCAGCAAAGAUGGCACCCGCAGCAACCGGAGGCAAGAAGCAAAAGAAGAAGUGGUCCAAGGGAAAGGUCAAGGACAAGGCCAACCACGCCGUCAUCUUCGACAAGAACACCACCGAGAAGCUCAACAAGGAUGUUCAGUCGUACCGCCUCAUCACCGUUGCCGUCCUCGUCGACAGAUUAAAGAUCAACGGAUCGCUCGCCCGUAAGGCCCUGAAGGAUCUGGAGGAGCGUGGUGUUAUCAAGCAGGUUGUCGGUCACAGCGCGUGCAAGAUCUACACACGCGAGGUCGGCGGUGGCGAGUAAGCGAUUCGGAGUUGCGAUGCAUGCACCAUCAGUCAUGAUGUUCUCUACGGCGCACGGAAGGGUAUUUCCAUAUCGAGGGCAGGCACAGGAAGCGGACAUGCGAAAUUCUUGAUCGCAUCAGCUUCGGCCCAAAGAGGCCGAGCACACAGAGUGCUUUAUAGCUCCGCCUAGACAGCAGCAACGAAACGAAGAAACUUGAUUGCCAUGACACCAUGAGUUCUCUGGAUA
This is a messenger RNA of Cercospora beticola, 572 nucleotides long. It is a transcript of the gene RPS25, whose product is annotated as 40S ribosomal protein eS25. The record is from RefSeq and is a predicted model, not a curated record. Lineage: Eukaryota; Fungi; Ascomycota; Dothideomycetes; Mycosphaerellales; Mycosphaerellaceae. Gene Ontology annotation, cellular component: cytosolic small ribosomal subunit. Gene Ontology annotation, molecular function: structural constituent of ribosome.